Serpula lacrymans var. lacrymans S7.9 is the source of this 1930-nucleotide messenger RNA. RefSeq lists its product as uncharacterized. The transcript has 5 exons. Gene Ontology annotation, molecular function: microtubule binding. Lineage: Eukaryota; Fungi; Basidiomycota; Agaricomycetes; Boletales; Serpulaceae. Gene Ontology annotation, biological process: microtubule nucleation; cell migration; chromosome segregation. Gene Ontology annotation, cellular component: centrosome; kinetochore; kinesin complex. The coding region runs from base 33 to 1778 and encodes 581 amino acids. The record is from RefSeq and is a predicted model, not a curated record.
AUGCCUCUGAAUUGCGAACAAGAGUUGAAAUCAUGAAAUCCAUACUUUCAGACAGAAGCUCCAUUCACCAUGGUUUAGCACCUACCAGAUUCUCCUCAUCAGAUGGAGUGAAUAACUCUUCUCCAGAUUGGAGAGCGAAAUUCAACGAAGUCGCCGACAUGUUAGCGGAAACUCGUGCAGAGCUCGAUGAAUUCCAUACUUCCAGCAAGGAGCUCGAAGAGGAGUUAAUCAAAGAAUUAGAACGAACGGAGAAAGCACAACAGGGUCUCAAAGUGAAAGUUGCUAAUAUGGAAACAGAAAGGGAUGAAUGGAAAUCCAAGUUCAUAUCGCUUCAGACUACUCAUAACAAGUCCACUGCCUUUGUCCAGCAUGAACUCGAUAUGCUGCGCCAGGAAAACCAUACAAUGAAGGUUCAACUUCGGGAACUUGAGAUGGGUAACGAUGACCUGGAGAGAAAUGAGCGCGCUAUUACUUCAAGUCUGUUUGAUGUGGAAGUGAAGUAUUCUCGAGCCCUAGAGGACAAAAUCUUACUAGAGCAAGAUCUCUUAGACAAGGCAAAUCUUGAGGAAGAAUGCCAGCGUCUUAGAGAUGAACUAAGAGAUGCCAAUGUGGAGAUAUCGAUAUUGAAGGAUCAGCUCCUCUUUACUCGUUCACAGCAACUAGGAGAUGAGGCUGAGCCCACAUUCUCAUCUCCGUGCUCUGUCAGUUCUUGUGUUCCACCGCCAGUAAACGUUGAUCAUGUUGUAAGUACACAAACGCUGUCAUCCCAAUCAAUCGAUCUGCAGCUACAUCAAUCAUCUCAUCCGGAUUGCCACCUACAAGAUAAUAGGCAGGGCUCUUUUACCAAACCCGUCUGCAGAUAUCCUCACAGUGCGGAUCCCACAUCUGCUGAAUCAUCUCGCCCCAACGUCAGUUCGUCCCCGAGCACAUUAUCUGUCCUUCCAACUUCUGCUUCUAUUGCACAAGUGUCCAAAAGUAGCUCUUCCCUUAUUCGCUUGCCUGAGAUAGCAUCAAAGAGCAAGGGCGUUCAAAUGGUGUCUGAAAUGAGAGCACGUGUUAGGAACUUGGAGCAGAAAAUCCAUACCCGAGUUCCUCGAUUACGCUCAGGUAGUAGCUCAAGUCGGCAGGAUGCAACAAUUGUUGCUUCUACAUCUACAUCUCUUUUGACAAACGGCUCGCCUUCGCUUUCUAUCGCACCAUCGUCACGCAGGGACUCACCUCCGAAUCUGCCUCACUACAAAACGGGGAGCCGCAGCGCGGACCUAGAAGAAAGUGACUGGAGAUCAAUGUCACCUGCUGCAGAUACUUCUGGGUGGGUUUUUAUUAUGGAUGAUUCUUCGACAAUCCAAAGCCCCAGCAAGGAUCUCAUACGAACCUCGAGUCCAUUUUCUCCGACCAUUAUUAAUCAGUCUCUUCCCCCUUUUGCCGAGCUUCAAUGCACUGUGGACCCUAGUAUUCGCAGGCCACAAUCUCGCCCAUCGUACUCGGGAUUACGUUCAACAAGCUUGAUACCGAUGCGUUCUGUCCGUCCCUCUACCCCUCUUUCUGCCCACGCCCACUCCAAUGAUGAUAUACGCCGUGUUCCUGGCGUUGAGGCAAGGCGACUACUAUGUGCUAGGUCUACUACAAACCCUGCUUUUCCUCCAGCACAUACUACAAUUUCCUCUCACGAUCCUCAAGCCGCGUAUGACUCAUUGGCAUGCAGCAGUGACAAAGACUCUGCCACUGCGCCAAGUGAAUUCGAUCGCGCAAGGCGUGUGCAGGAUGCUGGCUCAUAAACAAAGGAUAGAUAUCAAUGGGACAUGGACAAUUGGAGAUAUUUCAAUGAACCCAAUGAAGUCCCUCUCGCAAUAUUGUAAUGUUUCACCUGAUGUACACGUUCACCUGAGUGACUCUGCCUCAAAAAGUAUGUUGGAGAAUAUUUCAAAGG